AUGAAAUAUUCGAAUCCUAAGAAACUCUCGAUUCAUUUAGAUUUUACUUCAUUCAAAACUGAAUUAUAGAAUUCUUUACCAUCAUCAACUAAAAAAAUAAGUACCUAACCAAAUAGUCCAAAUGGAAUUGCCAAGAAUAUCAAAAGUUAUUAACCUUUGAUACUAGUAUAAAGCUCUUAUUCAAGUUAAAAUAUAUUGUCUCCAUAAAAGAAGAAGCAAACAGAAUUAGAAAGCACUUUCAGCAAAUUUCCUCUUCUUGUUGAUUAAUUUAUUAAGCUAUACAAUUUAAGUAAAAGUGAGACUAGCGAAUUGACAGGACUUAAAUAAGUAAUUAUUCUAGAAAUUUUAGGUUUAUUAUUAUAAACCAUCGAAGAUAUCAUCAGAAGGACCAAAUGGCGAUUAUCUAGCUAAUACGAAAGAUCACAUUCGAUAUUAAUAUGAAAUAAUAAAGUAAAUAGGAUAGGGAAGUUUUGGACAAGUUUAUGAGGUAUUAGAUCACAAGACAAAAAACAUAUUUGCUUUAAAAAUAAUAAGAAAUUCAGACAAUUUAAAAAAGUAAGCAUAAGUAGAAACAAAAAUAUUGCUUACAAUUUAGGAGAAAGAUCCAAUGAAUAUUUAAGCAAUAGUUAAAUUAUAAGAUCAUUUUAUAUUUAGAGGGCAUUAAUGUUUAGUCUUUGAAAAAUUAGAUUGCACUUUAUUUGAUAUGUUAAAAUAACAAUUAUUCAGAGGGUUUGAUUAUGAAACUUUAAAGAAAAUUACCUAUCAAAUUGUUAAGGGUUUAAAUUUUUUAAGAUAGUGUAAUAUUGUUCAUUGUGAUUUAAAACCAGAGAAUAUUAUGAUUAGUGAUAUUCAAUAAAAAGUAGUUAAAAUAGUAGAUUUUGGAACUGGGUGUUUUGAAGGUGAUUAAUUUUUUACUUAUAUAUAAAGUAGGUAAAGCUUUUAUAAUAUAUUAGAUAUUAUCGAGCUCCUGAAGUAUUUUUUGGUUUAAAUUAUGCUUAUGAAAUAGAUAUGUGGAGUUUAGCAUGCGUUAUUGCUGAACUUCAUACUGGAAAGCCUUUAUUUCCAGGAGAAAAUGAAAUUGAAUAAUUUCAUCUAAUAAUGGAAGUCAUAGGAAGUCCUAAACCAGAAUUUGCAUUGAAAUGUCCUAGAAAAAAAAUUUUCUUUGAUGAAUUAGGAUAUCCUAAGAAAACAAUAAAAUAAUAUAGAAAACCAAAAUCUAUUAAUUUAAAUGAAUUGCUGAAGACAACAGAAGAAGAUUUGGUUGACUUUAUAUAAAAGUGUUUAGUUUGGGAAUCAGAAUUAAGAAUGAAACCUAACGAAGCAAUCUAACAUCCUUGGAUUAAAAAUUUAGCAGUAUAAGAAAAAAAUAAAGUUAUUUCUUUUCGUAAUUUUAAAGAGAAUCAAAUAAAUAAAUUAUCGUAACAAUAGUUUAAGGAACCAUUUGAUAAGAAAAUAAUGGGAACUAUAGAAAAAACUAAGGCUUUUAUAUCUCAUAAUAAAAACAAUAGUUAACCCACUAUUUUAAAUAGUGCUAGGAAUCAAGAUUUAUCUAGUUUUAGACAGAGAUAAUAGAUGGUUUAAUCUAUUCAUUAAAUUCUAAGAUAAACCUAGACAAAAAAGAGUUCAUUUAUUAGGAAACCAUCAAUUGAAUGA
Messenger RNA from Paramecium sonneborni, 1653 nucleotides. The record is from the annotation of a GenBank genome assembly. NCBI's taxonomy places the organism in Eukaryota, Ciliophora, Oligohymenophorea, Peniculida, Parameciidae.